Messenger RNA from Paramecium tetraurelia, 1302 nucleotides. RefSeq lists its product as uncharacterized. The transcript has 7 exons. Lineage: Eukaryota; Ciliophora; Oligohymenophorea; Peniculida; Parameciidae. The record is from RefSeq and is a predicted model, not a curated record.
AUGAGUUCGCUUUUUGUCAAAUGUAUGACAUGCAAUUAAAAACCUGCCACUAUCAAGUGCUCAGAUUGUCAGCCUGGAUAACUCUAUCGUAUAUGUUAUGCCUGCGAUACACAAGUCCACUCCAAAAGAGGUCCUAUGGAACGUCAACAUAAAAAAGAAAUCAUACCGUAUCAAGAGAUGUAUCUAAAGGGUUAAUCGAGUACUCGAGAUCAAUAAACAUAAAGCAAACCUGAAUUAUAAUAAAAGCCGAAAUAAUCACUAUUACAAUACCAAUAACCAUAAAUUUCAAACUCAACUCAAUAAUUUACAGCUUCUCAAAAAGCAGGAAGAACUGAUUUGGAAACCAAGAAUUUACAAUAAAAUAAACCUUUUUCUGCUUAAAACAAAGAAGUGUCUAAAUUGGAAUAAUAAAAUAAAUUUGAAAUAGUCUAAUAGCAAACUAAAGUAAAAAAUAAUUAAGUUGGAAAAUAAGAAAAUUAAGAUAUCCUUUCUGAUUCCUCCAAGGAGUUGGUCGAAUAAAUCAAAAAGGAAAAGGAAAUUAAUCAAAAAUUGAAGAGCGAUUUGCAGUAAACCAAAGAUUAACUGUAAAACAUCAAUAAAGAAGUGGAGAAAAGAAUACAAUAAAAUCAAAAGGAUUUGGAAAAGAAGAUCAGUGAUCUAAAGAAGGAGUACGCUGAAGAUAAGAGGAAAACUGAAUAAUUGUCUGAGGAUGUUAAACAAUUAAAAGAACAAUUAAAAAGUACCGAUUAAUAGGCAACUAAGAAAUUAGACUAGCAAAAGAAGUAGUAUGAACAAUAGCUGAAGUAAUUACAAUAGGUAGCAUAAGAAAAGUAGGAUUAAAUUGAAGAAAUAGCAUAAGAAUUCUAAAAUUAUAACUUUGAAGACAUUCAAGCCAAAAUGGGAGAAAUGGGCAAUGAUAUUAAUUAGAGAGAUCAAUUAAUCGAGGAAAUGUAGCUAUAAUUACAGGAGAAAAAUUAAGGAGGAAAAUAAAAUGAUGGAUAGGUAGCAGAAAUUGAAGAAUUAAAGGUUUAAUUGGAAUAAAAAGGUUAAGAAAUAGAGAAACUUGAAGAAUUGAUAGAUAAUUUUAAAUAGUUAUAUCAACAUAUGUUAGAUGAAAAACAAGUAAUGGUAGAUGAAAACGAAAAGUUAGUGAGUGAGAAUAAUCAAUUCAGAGAAUUAUUUAGUUAAAAUUUGCAUCUAUUCGGAAUUGAUCCAAAUGAUUUGGAAGGCGGGGAUGAAGAUGAUACUGGAGCAGAGGCUGAGGCAGAGGAUUAUCGUUAACAUGAAGAAGAUGAGGGUUGA